This is a messenger RNA of Prorocentrum cordatum, 444 nucleotides long. The record is from the annotation of a GenBank genome assembly. Lineage: Eukaryota; Dinophyceae; Prorocentrales; Prorocentraceae.
AUGAGACCCCUCGUCGCCACGACAGGCCUCGAGCCCCAGCCGGAGGGCCGUGUCCUCGGACGUCGGGGCUGCGCGGGCGGCCCCUCGGGGGGCGGUGCGCGCGCGCACGGCUCGCGGAGGGCUCGCGGAGGGCUCGGCGCUGUGCAGGUGGGACCUCUGCCCUGCGCGCUGCCCUCCUGCCAGAAGGAAGCUGGGCCCAUGGCGAGGCUGCUCGCGGUCGCCGUCUGCGUCUCGGCCCUGUGGGCGUUGUCCUCCAUCACCGCCCCGUCGUCGGCGUUCGUGGCGCCGCCGGCCGGGCAGCCGCAGCUCAGGGGCGCGGAGCGGGCCUUCCACGCGGAGCCCGCCGCGCAGGCGGCGCGGGCCGCUCGGCCGCGCCCGAGGCCGCGCACGCGGCCAACCAGGGCUACGCGGUGCUGCAGCUGGGCUGGGCCGUCUUCAUCAUAG